This is a messenger RNA of Durusdinium trenchii, 954 nucleotides long. Lineage: Eukaryota; Dinophyceae; Suessiales; Symbiodiniaceae. The record is from the annotation of a GenBank genome assembly.
GCUGCAUACGUGACUUCGUGCAAGCAACGCGGGAUUGUCGAGGGUGUUCGUGGAGAACCCUGGUUGGUGAUGCCAGCCCCUGACUCGUUGGGAGAGAAGAAGGGACCAUACCUUGCACUCUCCUUUGGUAGCUUGACGGAGAGCUUCUACACGGCACUGCUUGAGGAACCAGACAAUGAGAACUUGAAGCUUUCACUGACACGUGGCUUGGAGAGCCGGCUCAUCCACCACGUCAUGUCUGAACAAUGUGACUUCAUACAUCCACGGCUGAACAACUCUGCAGUGCUGCAAAACAUUCAGCACAUCAUCAGCAGUGUCACCACAUCGUUGUGGGAUGGUGUAUCAGAGAACGAGAUCAAACUUCUCAUUGUGGAGUUGUGCAAGUUCUGUGUACCGCUGCUUGAAGACAACAGUGAAGACAGCUGGGUCUUUGACACAGCGUCAAAGAAGCAGCUAGUAUCUCGUUUGUGGACCAUCAUGAGUGGAAGCGUGGUGACAUCAGGUACCAGUGCUCCAAAGAGAUCUGGAAAAGAGAAUCAGCAGCCCAAGAAGCGUGCUAAAGCAAAAGCGAAUGCAUCCAGGUCAGGUGGCGGCGGCACUGCGUUGGCCAACCUUCAGCUACCGGAGGAGACAGACGUUACUAGCACCACCAUCAAAUGUGAAGUGGGUGUGCGCAGCAAGCUCUGGAUCGAUGAUUUGCUUCAGUGCGUACGGCACAGUGUGAACAGUUUGACAAAGAUCCUUGGAGUUGACGCUGUCUCAUUCGACUUUGACUCCCUCAGAUCUCGCAUGCUUCGCUUGGGUCUUUUGUUCUGCUUCACCGGAUCAGUGAAGAUUUCGACAGCCAGAGGUUGCAAGACCCACAAGAAAUGGUCAGGGCUUCGCGCAGCCCUGAAGGAGUAUGCCUUGUGGCAGGUGGUGCAGGCGGGACCGUGUGUGUGUGUGAGGGAGUGA